Molecule: messenger RNA, 1686 nt
Organism: Culex pipiens pallens (northern house mosquito)
Lineage: Eukaryota; Metazoa; Arthropoda; Insecta; Diptera; Culicidae
Product: cytochrome P450 4d1-like
Exons: 3
Coding region: 66-1592 (508 amino acids)
Molecular function (GO): oxidoreductase activity, acting on paired donors, with incorporation or reduction of molecular oxygen; iron ion binding; monooxygenase activity
Source: RefSeq, a predicted model, not a curated record
GUUCUCUAAGCUCGUAUCAGUUGGAUGGCAGCGGUGACCGAACGCGUACAGAGAUUUGACCGGCGAUGCUGCUCUUUAUUUCGUUGAUUCUUGCCACGGUUGGCUACGUGCUGUUCAGCUACCACAAGCGCCGACAGCUGCUGCUGAACAUCCGCUCACACUUUGAUGGACCGCCGUCCAAAUACUUCCUCGGGACGGCCCCGAUAUUCUUCGGCAAAAGCAUUCCAGAUAUCUACGACAUCAUCACCGGCUGGCACAAGGUGCACGGGGAAGAUGUGGCCAUUAUCGCUGCGUUCAACGAGUUGGUGCUAGAUUUGUCCAGCUCGAAAAAUGUCGAGAAGGUACUCUUGGCCAAAUCGAUUAAAAAGUCGGAUCCUUACGACUUUAUGGUUCCCUGGCUGGGAACGGGGCUGCUGAUAUCUAUUGGGGAGAAGUGGUUCCAGCGCCGAAAGAUCAUCACUCCGACGUUUCACUUCAAGAUCCUAGAGAGCUUCCUGGAGGUAUUCAACAAGGGAGCGGACGUUCUGAUUGACAAGCUGGACGCCCAUGCUGGCAAGGGAGAGUUUGAUAUCUACGAGCAAGUGACACUGUACGCUCUGGACAGUAUCUGUGAAACUUCGAUGGGAGUUCAGGUGAACGCUCAGAAAGAUCCCAACAAUGAGUACGCGACAGCGGUCAAACAGAUGAGUACCUUCAUCCUACGUCGCGUAUUCAGCGCGUUACGAUCCUUUCCGUCGCUGUUUUUCCUGUAUCCGUACGCACGGGAACAGAAGCGAGUCGUUCGAAAGCUUCACAACUUCACAAACUCCGUUAUCGAUUCCCGCCGGAAGAUGCUUGAACAGGAGCAUGCUAACUCCAAGGAGUCGUUUGAACAGCAGGAAGAAGACGUAUACUUUAAACGUAGAAUCACGUUCCUAGAUCUGCUUCUAAGUGUAACCGUCAACGGGAAGCCUCUGAGUCGUGAGGACAUCCGUGAAGAAGUGGACACUUUUAUGUUUGAAGGACACGAUACGACCACUUCGGGGAUCUCUUUCACCAUCUGGCAUCUGGCCAAGUAUCAGGACGUACAGCAACGGCUGUACGAAGAGAUCGAUCGGAUCCUGGGCAAGGACAAGAAGACCGCCGAACUGACCAACUUGAACAUUCAAGAGUUUGAGUAUCUUGACAUGGUCGUGAAGGAAUCACUUCGGAUGAUCCCGCCUGUUCCCAUAAUUGGAAGAUGCCUGCUAGAGGAUAUGGAAAUGAAUGGCGUAACGAUCCCGGCCGGCACCAACAUCUCCAUCAAGAUCUGUAACAUCCACACGAACCCGAAAAUCUGGCCCAAUCCGGAAAAGUUCGACCCGGAACGGUUCUCCAAGACGAACGAAGACAAACGCGGACCGUAUGAUUUUAUUCCGUUUAGUGCCGGGUCGAGGAACUGCAUCGGGCAGCGGUACGCCAUGAUGGAACUGAAGGUGACCAUCAUAAAGAUGUUGGCUAGCUAUCGGAUUCUGCCGGGGGAGUCGAUGGAUCGGCUGCGGUUGAAGGCGGAUUUGGUGAUUCGACCGGAUGACGUUAUCCCGAUUAAGAUUGUGCGGAGGGAAGUUUGUUAAGAAUGUUAGAGUUUUGAGAUUGAAACUUAAUUUGUCGAAAACAUCAUUAAAUUACAGACUACAAACUUUCUUUUAAAUCUUUUCUGAUGCUUAG